This is a messenger RNA of Lactuca saligna, 375 nucleotides long. NCBI's taxonomy places the organism in Eukaryota, Viridiplantae, Streptophyta, Magnoliopsida, Asterales, Asteraceae. The record is from the annotation of a GenBank genome assembly.
AUGUCCCAAAAAGGAAGAUUGGAAGACCUAGGAAAUAUGGGGGAGGCCAACCUAUCUUUGACCAGUUCCCUCAAAUUGGGCCUGCUAUACCAAGAAGGGAUGCUACUCCUCCCCCUAGUUUUAGAAUAUGGUAAUCAAGUAGGUGGUCCUGAUGUUAGUCCUAUGAAACGGACUAAGAUGAUUGCAAGGAGAGGAGGGAAAACUAAAGUGUCUGGAUCAAGGAACAAAACACCAAAGAAAAUACCUAAUGGUAAGAAACAUAAGAGUCAAGCAAAUGAGGAUGUGUCCCUAACCUGUGAUGAGGAUUUUGAUGAUCUUUUUACCCAUACACCUAAUGGUAAGAAACCUAUGAGUCAAGCAAAAGAGGAUGUUUAG